Spodoptera frugiperda (fall armyworm) is the source of this 1295-nucleotide messenger RNA. Its product is annotated as retinol dehydrogenase 12-like. The transcript has a single exon. The coding region runs from base 270 to 1196 and encodes 308 amino acids. The record is from RefSeq and is a predicted model, not a curated record. Lineage: Eukaryota; Metazoa; Arthropoda; Insecta; Lepidoptera; Noctuidae.
UGCGUACAUAGAUACAUAAUAUAUUGUUACCUUGUAAUAUGAACAUACGGUAACACCCUCUAACUGUUACGCAAAAUAGUAACACGAUAAGUUGUCAGAGAUCUUGAUACAUUUCUAAACAAAUUCCUUCUAUAACGUGUUCAUACAUUAUAACAGUGUUGAGCCGCAGUUAUGAGAACCUUGAGGUCGGCCGACCUCGUUGACUAGCUGCCUUGCAACCUGUAUUGCUUAGUAGUAACAAAACUUCCUGACCAAGCAGUCACGUACCAAUGUCUGUAAAGGAUGAUUUUACGGAUUGUGAAACCAACGUCCGACUUGAUGGGAAGGUGGCACUGGUCACAGGAGCAACUGCUGGAACCGGCCUAGAAAUAGCGAAGAACUUAGCCAGAAGAGGCGCCAAAGUCAUCAUCGCAAGCCGAAACCCAAGCAAACUGGCAGAUGCAAGAAAUGCUAUCAUUCAGGAUUCUGGAAACCGGAAUGUCGUCACCAGGCAGAUGGACUUUGAGUCCCUGAAAUCAGUCAGAAACUUCGCGGAUACAACAUUAAGGACAGAACCCCGACUGGACAUCCUCAUCAACAAUAUCGGAGCUAUUGGCUUAGAUGACAGACUGACAGAAGACGGUCUACAGCUGAUGAUGCAGAUUAACUACUUCGGAUCAUUUCUGCUGACGUUCCUGCUGUUUCCACUCCUGAGGAUAUCAGCACCAAGUCGAGUGGUCAACGUCUCCUCAUUAGCACUGAUUUUAGGAACUAUAGAUCUGGAACAUUGGAACGAUGUAGGACAGUACUCCAAUUUCGGAUACUAUUGCAAUGCGAAGUUAGCUGAUGUACUGUUUACGGUGGAAAUGGAGAAGAGGAUCAGAGGUAGUGGAGUGAGUGUGUACAGCAUGGACCCUGGACUAGGGAAGUCAGAGUUCUUCAGGAACUUUGACAAUGCGUUUAUAAGGAACGUGCUCAACGCUGCGUUGUUGAAGUUUGGAAGACCACUACCAAGAGUUGCGACUAUGGCUGUGUUUCUGGCUGUGGAUCCAAAGUUUGAACGUGAAAGUGGAAAACAUUUUAGAGAUUGCCAUGAGUUCUACAGUUCUUGGUUUGCAAAUGAUACGGUGUUGUCUAGGAAUAUGUGGGAAGAGACCAAACGACUUGUGAGGAUAACAGGAGAUGAGGAUUGGGAGGCGCGAUACUACAGAAGGUGAAGUGUUUUUUAUUUUAAUUUUAAAUAAAUGUUUUUUUAAAUAGAAGGCUGUUGUAUUAAAAUAAAAAAACUGUUCUAAGAAGCAAUAGUUUAAAUGUUA